GGGCGCGGGGCCAGGGAGGCCGAGCCGCGGGAGCCUGGGUGGAGAGGCGGACUGGGCGAGGUGGGGCAUGGCGGGGGAAGUGACUCAGGGCCAGAGGCGGCAGGCCCACGGAAGGUGGGGUCGGGGGGCGCGGGGACUGGGCGACCCUGAACCGACGGGACAGGACGAGGUUGCCGGAGCACUCGAGGCGGACCACGAGUGACGGCCCAGCUGCUGGGCCCAACGGGGCAGGGGUCUGACAUCUGGACGGAGUGGGAAAGCAGCCUCGCAUCCUGCCCUGGGGAGUCGGGAGGAGCCCAGUCCCAUCCAGCUGUGCAAACAGGAGGAGGAGGUGGUCCCAAGCCUACCCUUGAGAGGGGCAAGAGGGGUGGUCAAGCCGCCGCCGCCGCGACGGCCCCCGCGGUGCGGGUUGCGCCAGCCUCCUCGGAGCUCGACGCAGAAACUUGUUGCAACAAACAGGCGACCGCGGGUGCCCCUAGCAGCCAGCGGCAGAGUGGGUGGGCGGGUGAGAGGGAGGGGAAGGCUGGCGGACGCCGCAGCGAACUGGUGGGCAGACCCGGAGUCGCCGCGUAAGCGGGGCCGGCUCAGUGCGGUGCGGCAGGCGCGGCUGUGCGGCAGCGGAAGUCCUUUGUUGCAGCACAGUCCCUGGCAGAGCCAGAGCCUCUCCGCGCAGCCCAGCCCGAGCGCCGAGUGCCGCGCGCCGCCGCCACUGCAGCUCGCGGCCCCUUCGCCUCCGCCCGCCUUUCCCGCGGCUGAUUUCCCUUAAACUCCCUAAAAUCUCCGCAGCUCUGAUUCCUGUUGCGGCCGCAUGAUGCCUUCUUCUGUAGAGUGGGCGCUUUGCAGAAUACGUGUUGAAUGAAAUCACUGAUCUAGGAAAAGUAAAAAUUCCUCAAAUGAAUAUAGAAUACUUGUGCUACUGCUGAUGAUCAACACUUUAUACAGUGCCUGGUAUACCAAAGGUCUCUAAUUAACAGAAGAUGGCAAAGCCCAGCCACAGCAGCUAUGUCCUUCAGCAGCUAAACAACCAAAGAGAAUGGGGUUUUCUCUGUGACUGCUGUAUUGCAAUUGAUGACAUUUACUUUCAAGCACACAAGGCAGUUCUAGCUGCCUGUAGCUCCUAUUUUAGAAUGUUUUUCAUGAACCAUCAGCAUAGUACUGCACAACUGAAUCUCAGCAACAUGAAAAUUAGUGCAGAAUGUUUUGAUCUCAUUUUGCAGUUUAUGUAUUUAGGAAAAAUUAUGACAGCUCCCUCCAGUUUUGAGCAGUUUAAAGUGGCAAUGAACUACCUACAGCUAUACAAUGUUCCUGACUGUUUAGAAGACAUCCAGGAUGCAGAUUGUUCUAGUUCAAAAUGUUCCUCUUCUGCGUCCAGCAAACAGAACAGCAAAAUGAUAUUUGGGGUAAGAAUGUAUGAAGAUACUGUGGCUCGAAAUGGCAAUGAAGCCAACAGGUGGUGUGCAGAGCCAAGUUCAACGGUGAAUACACCACAUAAUAGAGAGGCUGAUGAAGAGUCUUUACAAUUAGGUAAUUUUCCUGAGCCACUAUUUGAUGUAUGUAAAAAAAGUUCCGUGUCCAAAUUAUCUACUCCAAAAGAACGUGUGUCAAGACGCUUUGGGCGGAGUUUUACCUGUGAUAGCUGUGGAUUUGGCUUUAGCUGUGAAAAAUUAUUAGAUGAGCAUGUGCUAACCUGUACUAACAGACAUUUAUACCAAAACACAAGAUCUUACCAUAGAAUAGUAGAUAUUAGAGAUGGAAAAGACAGUAACAUCAAAGCUGAAUUUGGUGAAAAAGAUUCUUCCAAAACAUUUUCUGCACAGACGGACAAAUACAGAGGAGACACAAGCCAGGCUGCUGAUGAUUCAGCUUCAACCACUGGAAGCAGAAAAAGUAGCACAGUGGAGUCUGAAAUAGCCAGUGAAGAGAAAAGCAGAGCUGCUGAGAGGAAAAGGAUUAUUAUUAAGAUGGAGCCAGAAGAUAUUCCUACAGAUGAACUGAAAGACUUUAACAUUAUUAAAGUUACUGAUAAAGACUGUAAUGAAUCCACUGACAAUGAUGAAUUAGAAGAUGAACCUGAAGAGCCAUUUUAUAGAUACUAUGUUGAAGAAGAUGUCAGCAUAAAAAAAAGUGGUAGGAAAACUCUAAAACCUCGAAUGUCAGUAAGUGCUGAUGAAAGAGGUGGUUUAGAGAAUAUGAGGCCCCCUAACAACAGCAGUCCAGUACAAGAGGAUACUGAAAAUGCAUCUUGUGAGCUGUGUGGACUUACAAUAACCGAGGAGGACCUGUCAUCUCAUUACUUAGCCAAACACAUUGAAAAUAUCUGUGCAUGUGGUAAAUGUGGACAAAUACUUGUAAAGGGUAGGCAGCUUCAGGAACAUGCUCAACGAUGUGGCGAGCCCCAAGAUCUGACCAUGAAUGGGUUAGGAAAUACUGAGGAGAAAAUGGACUUGGAAGAGAAUCCUGAUGAGCAGUCCGAAAUAAGAGAUAUGUUUGUUGAAAUGCUGGAUGAUUUUAGGGACAAUCAUUACCAGAUAAACAGUAUCCAAAAAAAGCAGUUAUUUAAACAUUCUGCCUGCCCUUUUCGAUGUCCUAAUUGUGGCCAGCGUUUUGAAACUGAAAAUCUAGUGGUUGAACAUAUGUCUAGCUGCUUAGAUCAAGAUAUGUUUAAGAGUGCCAUCAUGGAAGAAAAUGAAAGAGAUCACAGACGAAAGCAUUUUUGUAAUCUGUGUGGAAAAGGAUUUUAUCAGCGGUGUCACUUAAGAGAACACUAUACUGUUCAUACUAAGGAAAAACAGUUUGUUUGUCAAACAUGUGGAAAGCAGUUUUUAAGAGAGCGUCAGUUGCGACUGCACAAUGAUAUGCACAAAGGCAUGGCCAGGUAUGUCUGUUCCAUUUGUGAUCAAGGAAACUUCAGAAAACAUGACCAUGUACGGCAUAUGAUUUCUCAUUUAUCUGCUGGUGAGACUAUAUGCCAGGUCUGCUUUCAGAUAUUCCCAAAUAAUGAACAGUUGGAGCAGCACAUGGAUGUUCAUCUGUAUACAUGUGGAAUAUGUGGAGCAAAAUUUAAUUUGAGGAAAGAUAUGAGAUCACAUUAUAAUGCCAAGCAUUUGAAAAGAACCUAAGUGAUUUUCUACUGUACUAAUGUUUAGAUGAUAGCAGAUAAAACACCAAAGCAAAGGAUAUGAGCUAUUUAGGAAUUGAUUAUAUAAGAUGAUUUGUUAGAAACAAAUUUCAAGGCCCUUUUAACUUUAAUAUUUUUGUUUAGGAUUUUAAGUAUCUACAUUUAGGUAUUAAAUGUUUAUCAUUUUUGUUGUUUCUUAAUAGAAUUAUUUGUUUUUAGUUUUUCUUAGCUAUGAUUAAAAUUUUUAAAUGUAGACUACAAGUGGUUGUUACCCAUUCAAUGACUAUUAAACUUUAGUUUUUCAUCAAUAAGGUGAUGACUUCACUAUUUCUAUGUGUUUUUUUUUUAAGGUUAUCCUGUGAAAUUUUAAACCCAGAAUCAUUGGCCAUUUCUGUUUAAAUUUUUAAAAUUCUUAAGUAAUUAUUUGAAACUAUCCCAUUCGCUUUUAGUGAGUUAACUACUCUUUAUUCCCCCUUAUUAAUGAAAUUCAUAUUCUUAAAUUGACAAGCUUAUUAGGCAAGUUAGGUGCACUGAAUCUAACCUUUAAGGUUGACAUGGGCUCAAACUUGGCCUAAAAAGAUUGAUGAACCUGAGGAAAUUUUUAUAAAUGAAUAUUUCUUACAAUUGAUAAAAUAUUAUCAUUUAAUUAUCACAUUUAAAACUUAUAUUAAGUGUAAAUUCCAGUGGCUUUACCUCACUUGAAAAAUUAGUGGGGAUAAGCCAUUUUGUUUUGUGAUAUUAAAUUUAACUAUGAUAGUUAAUUAAAAAGACAUAUCUUGUAUUCAUUAAAAAUAUUUUAAUUUAAAAUAUUCUGAUUUCUAAAGUGUGUUAGCUUAUCAAUUAUUUUUGUUUAUAAAUAGACUUUAAUAGCUCUCUAAGAAUAUGACCUCUAAAGGAAAAGAUGAUUUUUUACAAUACAUACUUUUGGAACUUUGAGAUUUGAGAAAGCUUCCAUGUAUAUUGAUAAAUCUAAUAAAAUAAAGAGAUCAAUUAUAAACCUGGUUGUUCUAUAAAAGUAGAGUGCACAAAAAAAUGUCUUGUGUUUUAUACUGUCUAAGAUUUGGAGGAAAUGUGGCAAAUUGCAGUUUAUCGCCAUAUUUUAUUAUUUUUUUCUGUAAAAGACUAUAAAACUUGAGGAUUAUAAAAUAAUCACAGAGUAUAUCAAUGGAAACAGUUUAUCAUUUUUUCAGUUAAAGUAGUAUUAUUGUUAGUUGUUGCUGACACAGGGUCUACAUAAUUACAUGUGAAUUAAAACAUUGGCAAAACUGACCCACCAAUAAACACAUCUAUUGAAUAGAA
Molecule: messenger RNA, 4417 nt
Organism: Gorilla gorilla gorilla (western lowland gorilla)
Lineage: Eukaryota; Metazoa; Chordata; Mammalia; Primates; Hominidae
Gene: ZBTB1
Product: zinc finger and BTB domain containing 1
Exons: 3
Coding region: 978-3119 (713 amino acids)
Biological process (GO): regulation of transcription by RNA polymerase II
Cellular component (GO): nucleus
Molecular function (GO): DNA-binding transcription factor activity, RNA polymerase II-specific; protein binding
Source: RefSeq, a predicted model, not a curated record